Messenger RNA from Aspergillus heteromorphus CBS 117.55, 1419 nucleotides. RefSeq lists its product as uncharacterized. Gene Ontology annotation, cellular component: Cul4-RING E3 ubiquitin ligase complex. The transcript is spliced from 10 exons. The record is from RefSeq and is a predicted model, not a curated record. NCBI's taxonomy places the organism in Eukaryota, Fungi, Ascomycota, Eurotiomycetes, Eurotiales, Aspergillaceae. Bases 1 to 1419 code for a protein of 472 amino acids. Gene Ontology annotation, molecular function: protein binding.
AUGAACAGAGAGAUUCCGGGGUUCUACUAUGACCCCGAAAAGAAGAAAUACUUCCGCAUCCAAGCCAACCACAAAGCCCCUUCAGGGUCUCAAUAUACCAAAGAUUCUGUCAAACGCAAACGCGCCGACCAUGAGAAGCACCAACGGAAAAUUCACCUGACCAAGAGGGUCGCCAAAGAGAAGAUCACAAGAGCGACUUUUCUGUCGCAUCCUCUCAUUGGAGUCCAGAGAGAAAUCGGCUCUCAACAUGUGUCUACAAGUAUUCGACAAGAACAGACGAGCUCGAUUUACGCAAGCCAGUUCCGUCGAAACCAGCUACACCAAUUCGAGCCUUGGCCAGACGAGUAUACUAUCAAGCAUGUCCUGCGCAACAAGCGCUCGGGAAUCUUGAUUGCUAGUGGCCAUCGUGGUGGCGAAUCGUCUGUCUCGGUGUGCUUCCCGGAUUGCGACCAAGACAAGUGGACAUAUAAUCGCACAAUGGAGCGUGUGCUCUUCAAAGAACCAUACAGGCUAUCUUCCGUCUCAUUGAGUCAUACCGGAUAUCUGCUAGCGAGUAUGGAUAGUGGUCCGGAUGGCGACUCGUUCCUGGCUCCCCGCAUGUUGCCUGAUCCCGAUGAGGGCGGAGACUACCGAUGGCCCACGUCAUUCUCCCAUCCGAUUCGUCUACGCACUGCAUCCUCCCUGUGGUGCUCAUCUGCCUGCCCAGUAGGCGACAUGCCGCUUUUCGCAAUCGGAACAUCGGACGGAUUAUACACCCUGGAAGGGUUUGGUAGCUACUGGGCUUUAUCGAAAAAGCCCUUUCCGAAUGAUAUGGCGGGAAAUUCGAGCUUACAUCGUCGUGUGGAUUCCUCCCAUGCUCUCGUCACCAGUGUCGAAUGGCUAUCGUCCGACGUAAUAGCGGCUGGCCUGAGGGAUUCCGCAAUAUUCCUCCACGAUUUACGCAGUGGAGGGACGGCAACACGACUACAACAUCCUCACGCUGUCACGAAGAUGCGGAAAGUAGAUCCAUACCGUAUCGUUGUGUCGGGUAUAAACUCGCUCCAAAUGUAUGAUAUUCGUUUCCCGCCUAAUGGCCUCCAGCGUAACCCGAAACCCAACACCAAGUAUCAUACAUCCACGAAACCUUACCUGACGUUCUCGGACUAUUCGCCUGAAGUGAUACCAGACUUUGACAUUAGUCUGGAACUUGGUCUCCUCGCCAGUGCUUCGGAUGAGCGAAAGAUUCAACUAUUCUCCCUCCGCACCGGCCGCCAGGUUCCGUCGCCCUUGUCACAAUAUCAGUACGAGAGCUCCAUAUCUUCAGUAUGUUUUGAAUCUGGAGACGGGUCUUUGCAUGGCCCCCAGACGCCUAGUCUACUAGUCUGCGCUCAAGCAACCGUGGAUGAAUGGAUUUGGUCAAACUCGCCAAAGACGAUAUGA